Populus euphratica (Euphrates poplar) is the source of this 650-nucleotide messenger RNA. Its product is annotated as probable histone H2B.3. The transcript has a single exon. Bases 89 to 508 code for a protein of 139 amino acids. NCBI's taxonomy places the organism in Eukaryota, Viridiplantae, Streptophyta, Magnoliopsida, Malpighiales, Salicaceae. The record is from RefSeq and is a predicted model, not a curated record. Gene Ontology annotation, cellular component: nucleosome. Gene Ontology annotation, molecular function: structural constituent of chromatin; DNA binding; protein heterodimerization activity.
AAUUCAUCCAUCAAAUCCUUCGAAAAGACCUUCUCAACCACCCUCUCCUGAAGAAACUCAUUCUCAAUUUCUUUCUCAAGAAUCCCUAAUGGCCCCUAAGGCAGAGAAGAAGCCGGCUGAGAAAAAGCCAGCGGCGGCGGAGAAAUCCCCAGCUGAGAAGAAGCCAAGAGCAGAGAAGAAGAUACCCAAAGAAGGAGCGAUUGACAAGAAGAAGAAGAGGGCAAAGAAGAACGUUGAGACCUACAAGAUCUAUAUCUUUAAGGUCCUGAAACAGGUCCAUCCUGACAUUGGAAUCUCCAGCAAGGCAAUGGGUAUCAUGAACAGUUUUAUCAACGAUAUCUUUGAGAAACUCGCUCAAGAGUCAUCGAGGCUUGCAAGGUACAACAAGAAGCCUACCAUUACUUCUCGGGAGAUCCAGACAGCUGUCCGACUGGUUUUGCCUGGAGAGCUUGCGAAACAUGCUGUCUCUGAAGGGACCAAGGCUGGUACCAAGUUUACAAGCUCUUAGCGGCUAGGGUUGGGUUUUUUGUGGGUUCUGUUUAAUUAGUGCUUCUGUCCUAUGUAAAGUCUUUUUAGAUUCUGAUCUGAAUGAAUCUGAUGUAGGUUUCUUCUUUCAUUGAAUGGAAUUAAAUUUUUCGGUCCUGAAAUUU